Molecule: messenger RNA, 1679 nt
Organism: Malania oleifera
Lineage: Eukaryota; Viridiplantae; Streptophyta; Magnoliopsida; Santalales; Ximeniaceae
Exons: 5
Coding region: 46-1071 (341 amino acids)
Biological process (GO): transcription elongation-coupled chromatin remodeling; DNA-templated transcription elongation
Source: RefSeq, a predicted model, not a curated record
AUCCACAACCAGGAGAGGAGAACACAAGCCAUGUACUGGUAGAAGAUGAAGCAGGGGCUUCUGCUAUGGAAUCCUCCGCGUGACUCUUUCUCUCCACCUCUCCCUCUCUCUCUCCUCCUUCCGAUCACCAGAACCAGACGCAUCGCAGUAGUUGCUGCGACUACGGAGCCCGUCAAUGGCGAACAGCUAACGGCGAGAGAGAGGAGGCGGCUCAAGAAUGAGAGGAGACAGAGCAACGCCUACAAUUGGAGGGAAGAAGUGGAGGAGAGGCUCCUGAAGAAGCCAAAGAAGAGGUACGUAUCUUGGACUGAAGAGCUCAACCUCGACAAGCUUGCUCUUUUGGGCCCUCAAUGGUGGAUAUUUCGAGUUUCGCGGGUCUCUGGUCUGUACACCGCCGAGGCACUCGCCCGCUCACUAGCCAGGGACUUCCCCCACCUCGAGUUUAAGGUUUAUGAUGCGGCUGUCCAUGUGAAAAAGAAAUUAAAGGAUGGUUCCUACUCAAUCAAGCCAAAACAACUAUUUCCUGGCUCUAUUUUUCUAAGGUGCACACUUAACAAGGAGAUACAUGAUUUUAUAAGAGAAUUUGACGGAGUAGGAGGAUUUGUUGGAUCCAAAGUUGGAAAUUCGAUAAGACGGAUUAACAAACCCAAGCCAGUUUCUGUUGAUGACAUGGAAGCGGUGUUCCAAAAAGUAAGAGAGGAACAAGAAAAAAAUGACCAAGCUUUUAAAGAAGAGCAACAUGUUGAAGGUGCCCUUAACCCUGAGAUGCUGGAUAUAGACUCUCAUGUAGAUUCCAGUGAUGAUGCAGAACCUGUUAUUGAUUUCAAACCUAAAAGGAGAACUAGAAAGGCUUCAGAGGCUUUCGCCGGUAAUUCUUCAACAGGAAAGGAUGAUAAGCUCCUUUUUAAAGGCUCAACUGUUCGAGUUGUAUCAGGGACAUUUGCAGAGUUUGUAGGCAGCCUUAAGAAGAUCAAUCGCAGGACAGGAAAGGCAACUGUUCAAUUUACGCUGUUUGGGAAAGAGACACUAGCAGAUCUAGAUGUCAAUGAAAUUGUUGCAGAGACUAACUGAAGUAAAGCAGUUCCUGAUAUGUUGACAGAACCCCCUUCGGCAUAUAUAUCAACAGUUCUACACAGGAAUUCUAGCCAACCAGGCUUUGUGUGAAGUAUGAACAGAGUGCACAUGGUUCUUUUUACUAGCCAACUAGGACCCAUUUCAUCUCCCAAGGAGCUCAACUAAUAGGAACUCUCUCUCUCUCUCUCUCUCUCUAUGCACAGAUAUGGUUUUUACUUUUUCAAAUCUCAUUUUUGAUUAGUGUAUAAAUAAUGCAGAUGAAGAGUACAAAGUUGUCACCAGUGUGGCUGCUUAUGUUGACGCCAAAAGAUGAGUUUGACAAUGCAAAAUGGUGGUUGAUGAGACAAGUAUGCUUAUGUGCUCAUACACCAGGACUUGUAGAUUGAGAUCUGUUUUGGAUCAGCUAGGUGUUGGUUGUCUUGUGGGUCUGCAAUGCUAUUGGUUUUUUUUACUUUUUUUCUCUUGCCUGUCUGGUUUUCAAGCCAGACCAUACAGGAUGUUCACACGUGCCACAUUUUUUUUUUUUUCGAUAUAGAAUGUAUUUAUCGGCAUCGUGGGUUCUGCUAUGAAACUGGGUUUUAUUUAGUUUAGUUGUGUUGUUUUCC